Molecule: messenger RNA, 1072 nt
Organism: Hymenoscyphus albidus
Lineage: Eukaryota; Fungi; Ascomycota; Leotiomycetes; Helotiales; Helotiaceae
Source: the annotation of a GenBank genome assembly
GCAUCGCAUGGUCAACUUGAAAGGACCCCGAUAGCGUUCCUCGUUACAUGUCCGAAAACAUUUCCACUCCAUGACGGAAUUCUCCCACCCUCAUCUCUUACCAUAAUUAACUCUUCAAAACCUGCGUUCCAUCAAAUAAACCUCCAAUCAUGCCACCAGCCAAAUCCAAACCGCAGCCUGACGACUCGAGGUCCGAAGCCAGCAGCACGAGGGAGAAGCUUGGGAACACCUCCAAUGCCGUCAAUGGCAAAGCUCGUCGAGCAGGAGGAGCCGCGGCAGCUGGGAGCUCUCUUCGAGAUGUAGUAAACGCAGGCCAAAACAAUCCCAAUGCGACAGCUCCAGGAAAUGCCCCGGCCGACACUGCGCCUGGUGUGAGCAUCACCCCAUUUCCCACCGUUGAUGAAUCUCGCACUGACUUGCCUAUAAUAGCUUCAAUGGACCAGUUUCGACCCCGCCGUUCUCCAUGGAUACCGAUAUGAUUAUCGUCUGAAUACCCCAGCCGCGUUCACUAAACCAUACAACCAGAUUGUGCUCUCCCGUUCUGCAAUUGGCAGAAUGUCGCCAACCAUGGCCAGGCGCAAGGAGCAAAGGAGACAAGGCAGUGACCAGCUUGCCAAUUCUGUACGAAAACACUUCAACAGUAUGGGUAUAAUCGAGAACGAGGUAGUCGUGGAUUUCUUGUACAAGGUUCGAUGGCAAGGUAAGUCUACCAAGAAUUUCCCACCCGUAAAUAAACAUACACGAGACUGAGACCAUGUCAGACAAGAAGUUCCGAAUGCGAUUUGCUCCUCCUAGAGCUGCACCUCGAUGAUUGAGAACCAUUCGGACUCUUUACGUAUAUAAUAUCACAUCUGCCUGGCGUUGGAGGACUGGAGUUAUGGGAUCAUGAGUUGGAGCAAAUGGCGUAUGUUUUCCAAGCCUUGAUACCCAGCAUGGUAAGGACAUGGCAUUUUUGGGUUCUUCAUAAGUGGGAAUAUUGAAGCCGUGGCGUCAGUCUGGAGGAACAUUUCCUCAUACUAUUUGAUUUGGUGCGCACAAUUGCAAUAGAUAGUAUAUACUGAUACAAUCCUAC